Molecule: messenger RNA, 1797 nt
Organism: Fonsecaea erecta
Lineage: Eukaryota; Fungi; Ascomycota; Eurotiomycetes; Chaetothyriales; Herpotrichiellaceae
Exons: 9
Coding region: 1-1797 (598 amino acids)
Molecular function (GO): N,N-dimethylaniline monooxygenase activity; flavin adenine dinucleotide binding; NADP binding
Source: RefSeq, a predicted model, not a curated record
AUGGGGGACUCGGGACCAGAGACCAACGUCGCUCCACAGGCUAGGAUGGUCGACUUUGAAGCCUUGCCAGCGCGAUAUGGCUGGCCGACGACAAACGAGCGAGGCUACAGGAUCAAGGAGCAGCUUUGUGGUACCGAAAGACCUAUGCGUGUCAUCUGUCUGGGUGCUGGUGCUUCGGGUAUCUGUCUCGCCAAAUACUUGCCUGAGCGCCUUCACAACGUCUCACUUACGAUCUACGACAAGAACCCGGACUUUGGUGGCACUUGGUACGAAAACAGAUACCCAGGAUGUGCUUGCGAUAUUCCCUCUCACAUUUACCAGUUUUCUUGGGCCAAAAAUCCAUAUUGGUCCCAGUUCUACUCCGAUGGCAAGGAAAUCCUUCAGUAUUUCAAGGACGUAGUAGACCGGUUCGACCUCGCCAAGUUCAUCCGCCUCAGACAUGAAAUCACCGGGUCAUUCUGGGAUUCUGACCGAGGCCGAUGGGACAUCCACGUCAAGAACCUUUUGACUGGAGAGGCCUUUGUCGACAGUUGCGACGUAUUUAUCAACUGCAGCGGCAUUCUCAACGCGUGGGACUGGCCCGAUAUCAAAGGCCUCAAGACCUUCCAAGGAAAGCUCUGCCACACUGCUGAUUACGAUGAGAGUACCGACCUCGAAGGAAAGAAGGUCGCCGUGAUCGGUAUUGGCAGCAGUGGCGUCCAGGUCAUCCCUAGUAUUCUGAACAAAGUGUCACAUUUGUACUGCUGGAUUCGCUCCUCCACGUGGAUGACUGCCGGAUUUGCGCAAAAAUUCGCCGGUCCUGAUGGAGCCAACUUCAAAUAUUCGGAAGAACAGAAGAGGUACUUUGCCGAACAUCCCGAUGAGUACCUGGAUUACUGCAAGAAAAUCGAAAGCGAAAUCAGCCAGAUGUUCAAGAUGAUCCAAGUUGGAACGCCUGAAGCUGAACAAGCCAAGGCGUUCUCGAUCAAGGAGAUGCAGAAGAAACUUGGCAGCCGUAAAGACAUUAUGGAAAAGAUCAUUCCCAAGACUUUCAACGUCGGCUGCCGUCGACCCACGCCCGGAAAUGGCUUCCUAGAAGCAUUGACGACAGACAAAGUCACCACCUUUUUGGACUCGCUCCAGGAAAUCACGCCAAAGGGAUUCGUGGAUUCUCAGGGAAAUGAGCACGAAGCCGACGUGAUAAUUUGUGCCACUGGAUUCGAUACGUCGUGGGUUCCCAGGUUCCCCAUUGUUGCCAACGGCCUCAACGUCCAGGACAUCCAGAGGAAGCGACCAAUCUCGUACCUUUCCAUGGCUGUUCCCGAGAUCCCUAACUUUUUCAUGGUCGGCGGGCCUUACUUUUCGUUCGGUCACGGCUCCUAUACGUCGAUGGUCGAAUUGUUCCUCGAGAACAUUCUCAAGGUGAUUGAGAAGAUUCAAAAGGAAAACAUCAAGUCCAUAUCCCCGCGCCAGGACGCCACAGACGCCUUUGUCGAGCAUGCCGACCUCUGGCUCAAGCGCACCGCGUGGGCCGGCCCCUGUCCGUCGUGGUUCAAGCAGGGCAAACCGGACGGAUUGCUGACCAUCUUCCCCGGUUCGAGACUGGUGUUGGCCGAUCUCAUCUCGGCCCCCCGAUUUGAAGACUACAACUUCGAAUACUGGAGCAUGAACAAGUUUGCUUUUUUGGGCAAUGGUUUCUCGACCCUCGAAUAUGACGGAAGUGACCUAGCCUGGUACCUGGGGAUUCAUACUGGGCUGCUCCCCUCACGUCCACCAGUUCCUUCAACGCAAGCACCAGCAGUCAACGUAUAUAUGUGA